AUGGCCACAACCGAGCGACUCUUCGUCCUGCCGGGCGAGACAAUUGACCCAUCCCUCAUCCCAACGCACAAAAAACACCCGCUACGGCUAGGGCCCGGUCUCCGGCACAUUCCGCCAUCCGACAUCGUCCCAACCGUCGCCGGCCAGCUGAUCACCAACCCGCUCAAGAACUCCAUGUGGGUAGAAUACAACUCCCACCGGUAUAUCCCCUCCCAAGGCGACAUCAUCCUCGCCCAGAUCCUGCGCUCCACGACCGAUUUCUACCUGUGCUCCAUCUCGCCCUACUCGGCGCCCGCGACCCUGCCACACCUCGCCUUCGAGGCCGCCACCAAAAAGACCCGCCCGCAGCUCGCGCCCGGCUCGCUCGUCUACGCCCGCGUGAGCCUCGCCAACCGGCACAUGGACCCGGAGGUGGAAUGCGUGAACCCGUCGACGGGCAAGGCCGACGGGCUGGGCCCCAUCACGGGGAACGGGUGUGUCUUUGACGUGUCGCUCGGCUUCGCGCGGAGGCUGCUCAUGGCGCGGAACAGGGAGGAUGGCGGGGUCGGCGUGUUGGAGAUGCUGGGCGGGGAGGAAGGAGGCGGGCUGGCCUUUGAGACGGCGGUUGGCAGGAACGGGAAGGUGUGGGUAGGCAGUGAGAGUGCGCGGACGGUGGUGAUUGUGGGGAGGGCGCUGCAGGAGACGGAUCGGGGCGCGUUGGGGAUGGAGGAGCAGAGGAGGCUGGUCAAGAGGUUGGUGAAGGGGAUGAGGUGA
Messenger RNA from Chaetomium strumarium, 753 nucleotides. RefSeq lists its product as uncharacterized. The coding region runs from base 1 to 753 and encodes 250 amino acids. NCBI's taxonomy places the organism in Eukaryota, Fungi, Ascomycota, Sordariomycetes, Sordariales, Chaetomiaceae. The transcript has 2 exons. Gene Ontology annotation, cellular component: nuclear exosome (RNase complex); cytoplasmic exosome (RNase complex). The record is from RefSeq and is a predicted model, not a curated record. Gene Ontology annotation, molecular function: RNA binding. Gene Ontology annotation, biological process: CUT catabolic process; U4 snRNA 3'-end processing; TRAMP-dependent tRNA surveillance pathway.